Vollenhovia emeryi is the source of this 3151-nucleotide messenger RNA. Its product is annotated as glutamyl aminopeptidase-like. The coding region runs from base 252 to 3020 and encodes 922 amino acids. Gene Ontology annotation, biological process: peptide catabolic process; proteolysis. NCBI's taxonomy places the organism in Eukaryota, Metazoa, Arthropoda, Insecta, Hymenoptera, Formicidae. The transcript has 13 exons. The record is from RefSeq and is a predicted model, not a curated record. Gene Ontology annotation, molecular function: metalloaminopeptidase activity; zinc ion binding; peptide binding. Gene Ontology annotation, cellular component: cytoplasm.
UAUGAUUCGUCUCCAUCGAAAAACAUCUUUAUCGACUUUAGAACACAACACUAUUUAUUGUGGUUUUGGCCGUGAACAUUAUCGUUAGUUCGAUAUAAUCUCCUGAGACGGAAAGGUCGAUUUUGCAGCUAGACUUCUGGCAUCGACACUUCGUAACUCUGGAAAGAGAAUUACUCGCAGAUCAUUUCAAUUUACCUGAAUCAUUGCGCAUUUUUACAAACACCGCUGGACCUGUCCAGCAAAUUAUAGAAAUGGAAUUGUUAAAAUUAAUACUCAUUAUAAUAUUUAUUACGCCUUCUUUGCCUCAAGAAAUGUUUAAUACUAAAGCACUUAUUAAAUACCCGUUGUCGAACGAUGUAAAACCUGUAAAAUACAAGAUUCUGUUAAAAUUAGACAUUGAAAAGAAUAGCUACAGAGGUAUAUCAAAUGUCAUGAUUAACAUUGUCACACCAACAACAAUGAUAGCAUUGCAUUCAGUAUAUUUGAACAUAAUUCAAUCGGAAACGGUGGUUUUCAAUACUAAUACUCCCGAAAGGAUCAAGCACGUUGUAACUAAGAUUUUAUAUUUACCGGAAAAGAAAAUGGUUGAACUUUAUGUUAAUCCCAAAUUAACACUUGGUUUUUAUAUUCUCAACAUGGAAUUUACCGGCAGCAUAUCUGAUAACAUGGGUGGCUUCUUAAAGAUUCCAUAUACAAAUCAAGAUGAAGAGAAAAAAUGGUUUUUCGCAACACCCACCUGGGUUACAGGAAUACGAAGAACGUUUCCAUGCUGGGACGAGCCAGAUAUCAAAACUAUAUAUGAUAUUACUGUCGAACACCAAUCGAAUUACAUGGUUUUUUCUAAUACGCUACAAUAUACAACUAAGUCUUUCAAGUGCCUCUCUAAUAGCAUCGAACAAAUACACUUUUUCGAUACCCCAGUAAUAUCUACUUAUCUCCUAAGUAUAGUGCUCUGCAAUUUGUCUACUAUUAAUACUCAUUUGAAAGGCAGAUCAUUACUAGAACGUGAUCUAACUUUCGCGAGUUAUAUUAUCGAAAAAAGUACGAGUUACUUUGAAACUCAGUGGAAACAUUGGAGUCAGCUACCGAUAGAAGACCACUUCGCGAUUCCAGGUUUUGCAGAUGACGGUAUAGCAAAAUCGAGACUCGUAUUUUACAGAGAACAAGAUAUUAUUUAUGAUGAAGAAUUAGAUCAUAUUGGGCGCAAAAUGGAAGUAUCACUUUUAAUCGGACGUAAAAUAGCACUCCAACGUUUAACCAACACCAAUCCAUCGUCGCCUUAUUUUUGGUUGAAUGAGGGUAUUGCGGUUCUGUAUGCAUUUGAUAGCAUUAAUAAGAUUUACCCAGAGUUGCGCAUAUGGGAUUUGUUUGUAGUUCAAAUUUUACAAGAAUCUCUCCGUUUGGACAACGAAGGAAUUAUGAAUCCUCUUAUAUUCGAAUACGAUUAUACCUCUGAUAUUAAUUCUCAGUUUUUCUUAUCCUCUUAUAUCAAAGCCCCUGCUAUAUUGCGCAUGUUACAACAUAUACUGCGCGAUAACGUAUUUCGGAAAGGUAUCGAUAAAUAUAUAAAAUCCCAAUCAGCUACUCUGAAUGAUUUCUUGGAUGCCAUGCAAACAGUUCACAAUGAAGAACAAUCUAUGCUACCAUACAACAUAACGGAGAUAAUAUAUCCUUGGCUAAGUCAAAGCCAUUACCCUGUUUUAAGUGUAACAGAACAAUAUGAUAAAGAACCGCCGUACGUUAAGAUAAAAAUAGAAAAUGGAUCAGGAACUUGGUGGAUACCUUUUACUACCAAUGUUACGUCAUCAAGUUUGGACUUUAAUACUUUAGAUAUUUCUGUAGAGCUAUGGAAAGACAAAGAUGAGAAAUCUGUUAUGCCUACUCAGAGGUUAGCCUCUGACUAUUGGAUAAUAUUAAACUUGCAACAAAUUGGAUAUUAUCGUGUCACAUACGGUACUAUUUAUGCGAACAUUUGGCAAAAUAUAGCACGUUACAUCAAUUCUUACAACUAUACAAAUAUUCAUGUUCUUAAUCGUGCACAAAUAAUUGACGAUGCAGCUUAUUUUACCAUAACGGGUCACCUCAAUUCUUCUAUAUUUUGGACCCUUACGAGUUACCUAAUGCAGGACACAGAUUAUAUAGCAUGGUAUCCCAUGAUUAAAGCUAUUGAACGCACGUCUUACAUCAUUCCUUUCCCAGAUAAUGGAGACUUCUUCAAGGAUAUUUUAUUCACACGAUUAGAACCAGUUGGUGAGAUAAUUGGAUACGAGGAAGAUCCACAGGAAAAUUAUUUUACUAAAUGCUUAAGGCAGGAAGCUAUAAAAUGGAUAUGUGAUUUCAGUGAUUCCGAAAGUCAAUGCAAUCAAAUGGCCCUGAACAAAUUAGAAUGGCAUCUAUCAAGUCCAAUACAUAAUAAAUUAUUGCCGGGGUGGAAAAAAUGGACAUUUUGUAAUGGUUUAAAAAUAGCUGCUUUAAGUGUUUUUGAAAAAGUAUAUCUUAUGUGUGAGAAUGGAACUCUUUUUCAAAACGAUAGAAGAAAGUGUUUAGAAUUCCUGGCUUGCUCUAAAUAUUUUUAUAUCAAUGUAACAGAAGAUGCUGACCAACCCCAGUUUAUGGGAAUAAGAAGAGAUGCAUUUGAUGAUAUUAAUUUUUUUCAUACCAUCGCUAUGAACAAUGCGAAAUAUAUUCCAACACAAAAUAAACUCGUGCUCGAUUAUAUAUUAAACAAUUGGUUUAAAGUCAAACCGAAAGAAAUUAGCACUGUAGCAGCAUUAAUUGAUAUUAUAAAUCAUGUAUACACUAAGGAAUCGCUUGAUAAGAUACGUGGAUUUGUAAAAAAUCGCUUGAUAAAUGCUACUGCUGUAUUCGAUUCUGAAGACUUUGUCAAAAAAUUCGUACUCGUUUAUAAGGAACAGUUCCAUGACCUCGAUAAACUACUGCCGGAUAUUCCAAGCAAGAUUGAUAUACGUUUGACAGAAAUUAAGAAUCAGAUAGAUACUUUUGUUCACCAUUUUCGCUGAAACAGUUCAUGCGAAUUACAGAAAAAUGCAUGAUACGACAUUACGAUACAUUACGUAUAAAAGUGUGAAAAAGUUAAUAAUAUUUUUAUUGUUGUUAUAAUAUUUAUGUAAAAUUAUUUUCCAUUUCUGUG